AUGCCUGGCCCUGCCUUUCCGACACCCUCGUGGAUGCAAUGCACGGGUUGUGCAGAGCGCACGCCCCUGCGAAGCCUGCUAUCCUUGGAGGAGCAACUGGAGCUUUCCUUCAAUCAGCUGCGCCAUGGUUUGGUCGAGGUACGUGAGGAGCUCUCGAGCCUUGGGACGGAGAUGAUUCCGGUGCUGGAGAGUCCCAGGAUCGAGUCAGUGAGGCUGGGCCCUGAGUUGGAAGAGCCCCUGGUGCUCACCAACUCUUUAAGCCCGGAAGUCUUGGCGGCCGAGAAGCCCUCGGCUCUGGAGGUGCCUUCGGUUCUCGCCAGUCACAGCCACGGCUUCCAGGACCUAGCGAGUCGAUCGGCGUGGGUCGCUGCAGAUAGAGCAAAGGCCCUCAUUCAAGGCAGCGACCUUGUCGAUGCCGGGGCAUCUGAAGGUCAAGGGCUGCGACUCCAUCCUCGCUGGAUGGAGAUGGCCACCAAGAGCAGCCUCGGUUCUCAGGGCAAGGUGUUCCAGCGUCGCACCAAGCGGCAUCUAGGCGCCCUUAUCGCCAAAACACAGUCCAUCUCGCGGCCCCAGAUGUCCAAGGCGGAUGAUGAGAUGGUACCACAUCGUCAGCCGAAAUGCUUGCUCCUCCCACACAGUCCAGUUCGGGUGUGCUGGGACCUUCUCGGCCUGGUUCUCAUCAUCAUGGACGCUUUCAUGGUGCCCAUCGCAUUAGCUUGGGACGUUGGUAUAGAGCCGGUGGAUCUUGGAAGCACGCUCAUGUGUCUCUCCUUUCUGACGGCGCUGACCUACUGGUCUUCUGAUGUUGCCAUGACCCUGAACACCGGGUUUUACUCGAAGGGUCGGCUGGUGCUGGACCGAGGGCAGAUCUUUUGCCACUACCUGACGACCUGGCUCAUUUUCGACCUCGUCCUGAUAUCGCUGGAUGUGGCCGCCGCAGUCUAUCAGUUUGCGCUGGCAGGUGUCCCGACCGAAGGCCUCGGUGGACUCGAGCCUCAAGACAUUCUGAAGAGCCUUCGGGCACUGCGCAUUCUCCGUGCUUUCAGGCUAUUGAGGCUGCUGAAAAUGAGCAGACUCAGUGUCGUCAUCGAGGAAGCUUCUGUUGCAGCGGGUCGACAAUGGCUAGUUUUGGUGGUGGCCAUUGUCAAUACCACUUUGACAAUGGUGCUCUGUGCUCAUGUCCUAGCUUGCGGAUGGUACUUGCUGGGAAGGGACAGCUUCGAUCAGAGAUCUUGGCUGGAGCUGGGUAACAUCACUGACCUCGAUGGACCGAUCCAGUACGUGCAUGCGAUGCAAUGGGUCCUGAUGCCCCCCUCCCCUCCUCCGGUGUCCAACGACAACGUGGCCGAGCGCCUAUACUGCAUUUUCAUUGUGGGCUCCACUGUGGUGAUCAUCGGUUCCGCCCUGUCAAAGAUCACAGGGACGCUUGCAGAGCUCAGGACGAUCAACUCCGAAGGAUCUAAAAGGCGAAGGGAAGUACGACAGUAUCUGCAUGCGCAGCACGUGUCUAUGGAGCUGACAUCCCGCAUCAUGCGCUUCGUGGACUACAAACUGGGAAGGCAGAGCAGUGUUGCCCUGGACGCGAGCUUGCUGUCCCCUUCUUUGGUCAUCGAGCUUCAAGUCAGCCAACGAGGUGCGCAGUUGGCGCCGCAUCCGCUGUUCGGCAUCAUUCGCGAAGCCUUCCCAGAGGUCUUUGCGGCCAUUUGCGGUGCUGUUGAAAAGCAUGUCUUCGGAAAGAUGGAGACCGUUUUCGCUGCUGAUUCUUGGGCGAAUUACAUGUGGAUUACGACGACUGGGAGGUUCCUGCAUGCCGAAGUCACCGAUGAAAUCAGAGAUGCAGGCUCUGUGGCGAGCCCAUCUUUGUCGGCAGAUGGCACCUGUCUCGAUUGGAACGUCAUCCUUGCAGGUGAGUGGUUUGCAGAGGCCGCCUUGUUUGCGGAGGCCGUCACGCACGACAGCACCCUCAGGGCGGAGACCUUUGGCGAAGCGUUCAGCCUCAAGGGGGCAGCGCUUGUCCGUACGCUGAUGAACUCUCCGGCCUGCACUGCAAUGGUUUGUGAGUACGGGAAGGACCUCCUCGCCAAGCUAAGCCAGUCGAAAAGAACUUCCGGAGAGACGAACUGCGCAUACAAAGUUGCAGAGGCCAUCUCUCACCAGUGCCUCAAGCAGAAUUCCUUCUACCAGGCCUUCCAUCCGGAUCCAAGAACUGCCUUGGAUGACUUCGAUCUCUUCCAGGAUCACCCGGCUAGCGAGUACCAGAAGGAGGACUCGACGAGAGAGGAAUCGGUCUUCGGCAACGUCAAGAACGAAGUAGCACGAAGGAUGCUUCGACGGACCGGCAAGGCAGCGACAGCGGAGCCUGCGGCCGUUGUGGUCGAGGAGGCUGCAACGGAAAACCUGAAUGAUAAGAACUGCAUCAAGCGUUCGUCCUCCAUCUUAAACGGGAAGAUUCUUAGCGAGUUGGCCGGACAGCUCGUUUCCAAGCAGGUCAGCAUGGAGGAGGCUGUGUCCUCGUUGCGCGCAUGCAUUCCCGAGCUCUCACCGCAAAAUGGCACCUAUGCCCAGUUCGAGCAGAAUGCUGAGCGGGAGAAGUCCGAGAGCUGCUGUGUGAGUUUGAUGGCGCUUCUCCUUGGCUCCUACCAGGACUACACGCAGCCACAGGGGGAGAAGGUUCGCCUUGCAGAGGCUCAGUGGCAGGAGCUGCAAGAGCUCAUUGCAUGGACCAAGCCGUCGGAGUCGGCAGUGCGCCCAGCUCUGGUGCUUCUGGCGAUCCGAUCCCUUGGCAAAUGCAAGCGUAUUGUGCAGCAGCUGCCGCAUCAGGCACACCGACCAGAGGAGGCUCUGAUCUACCUCAUCAGGAACUAUGCCAACGUGGUGCCUUCCGUGACCAGCAUGGGAGAUGAUGAGGUUGAGCUUAUGGCAGAUGCGCUGGAAGUGCACAAGGACUUCAAUCUCGCGCAGAUGCUUCAGGGAGAAAAUGUACCUGCGAGCGUCCAGCAGCUUAAGGAACUGGUUCAGAAGCUGGGCAUCAAGAUCUUCCGGUUCUACAUCCUCUUUUUGCUCGGGUUUAUGAGUGGCCUUGCUGGAGGCAAUGGCUCCAGGUUCAUGAACUCCAGAAACGCGGCAUCGGUGAUUGUGGGUAUACGGACAUUGCGCCACGUCCUCGACAGCAGUCCGCAAGCCAUAUAUUGGAGUUUCAUUGAUCUCCGUGCUCGUCAGCUGAUGCUCCCACGGAACACCCCAGAGGACUUCGCGCUCGUUCGGUUGGGCUGCCUGGCGCGAGUACAGGAUCUGGCCGGGUAUCAGUCUCUGAAAUCCAGCUGGAUGCUCCUGGGCUUGAGGGAGAGGCAGCUACUCGUGCGCCAUUUUCUGGCGGAUGGGAUCGAGUCGCAAGCUUUUCUGUGCGAGUUCCUGCCCGAUUGUGUGGGCAAGGCCAAAGACAACCGCAACGUCGGGCUCCACCUUCUUCUUGAGGUGAUGGUCCACCUCGUCGAGCACUUGCACCAAGCGAGUGCGAAGCUUCUCCUGGGCCAGCCGGAGGUCAAAAUGAUUAGCGUGGACCUCUCCGACUUUGCCGAGUUCAUCUCAGUCGUGCAGAACAGGUUCAUCUUCUCUACCUGCAUAAGCCGCAGCAAACUCUCCGUGGAAGAUUCUCGAAGAUGGUAUCUACAGAUGACCAGCAAUAACUGGUCUCGGACACACGAGAAAGACACGGACACCACCACGUUGGCCUACGGAGUCAAGGAGAUGCUGCAGCGCCAGAAGUUCUUGCAAGAAGUCAUCACGUCACCUGGCGCGUCGCCGGGUGAGGGCCAUGGAGCAUGA
This is a messenger RNA of Symbiodinium sp. CCMP2592, 3825 nucleotides long. The record is from the annotation of a GenBank genome assembly. Lineage: Eukaryota; Dinophyceae; Suessiales; Symbiodiniaceae.